AUGCUCUGCCCUCCAGAUGUUGCAUUCGAAAAGCGGUGCUUCAAGAGGAGCGGAAACAAGGUUACUCCUCCAUCUAUAGCCCUUGGCACCGGUUUGGAAUCUGGAUUCUUAUUUAAGUUGUCGGCUGUGGAGGAUGUCGCGCGUCGAGGCCAGUUUCCAGGCUUGCUAACAAAAGAUGAAUUUUUGCUGAUGUGUGAAGAGAGUGAGCACAUUCGGGACGCAUACGCAAUGGCGAAGCACCUUGUUGCCCUCGCCCCUGAUGGCAUUUUUACCCGCGCCACACUUCAGGAAACCGCUGGAAAGGUUGGUUCCACUCAAGACACACUCAGUGUUGAAGAGGUCGAUGCGCUUUUUAACGCACUGGACUUGGGUAACCGGGGAUACGUGUCAGUGGAUGAGUUUAUGGAUGCGCUGUAUGGUGAAGAAGGGAGAGAGGCUAUGAGAGAAAUAAGGAGGGAAUACAUGCGACGGAAAAUUGAGGCUGAGACCGAGCCCGUCGUGGAGGAUGAGGCCAACCCUGAAGCUGAUGCGGAAGUGGAUGCAGAAGCGGACGAGGAGGCGGAAGCAGAUGAAGAGGCAGAGUUGUGA
Molecule: messenger RNA, 588 nt
Organism: Trypanosoma brucei brucei TREU927
Lineage: Eukaryota; Euglenozoa; Kinetoplastea; Trypanosomatida; Trypanosomatidae
Product: I/6 autoantigen
Exons: 1
Coding region: 1-588 (195 amino acids)
Molecular function (GO): calcium ion binding
Source: RefSeq, a predicted model, not a curated record